CAUAAACCUUCUUAAAGCAUUCCAACCAAUCAUCACCACUCGAACCAAGUAAACACCACGACCACCAUCUAGUCACUCUUUUCCUUUUAAUUUCUUCCAUUCCUUUUUUGUGUUUCCCUCCAUAUCAACCCACUCCGUUUGGAACCUAGGAAGAAAAAAUGGCUGAAGGUGUGCUCUUUAGUAAUGCGGAGGAAAUAAUAAAGAAACUAGGUACCCUAGCUGCUGAGGACGUUGCACUGUGGUGGGGGCUCAAAGAUCAAUUAAGGAAGCUCACUGACACUGUGACCAAGAUUAAGGCUAUGGUUCCAGAUGCUGAGCCUCGGAAACAGAAUCAUGAAAUCGAAGAGUGGCUCAAGAAGCUGCAAGAAGCUGUAUUUGAUGUGGAGGAUGUGCUGGACAAUUUUUCAACACAAGUCCUGCGAAAACAGUUGAUGUCUGGUAAUGGAGUUUCGAGGGAGGUAUGUGCUUUCUUCUCAAGAUCAAACAAAUUUGUGUAUGGUUUACGAAUGGGUCAUAAAGUUAAAGCACUUAGGGAGAGACUACAUGGCUUUGAAACUGAGAGUCGUGGAUUUAACUUUGAUGUUCGUGAUGAGGAGAGAGCUUCUUUGACUACUGUCAGGGAGCAAACUACCUCCCCUGAACCUGAAGUUCUAGUUGGGAGAGAAAGUGACAUAGCGGCAGUAAAACGUUUUCUGCUGGAUUCCAAUGAUAGAUCAUACUACUUUCCUGCCAUCUCCAUAGUUGGAACAGCUGGGUUGGGGAAGACCACACUAGCUCAACAUGUUUUCAAUGACGAGCAAGUUGAUAAGCACUUUGAUGUGAAACGCUGGGUAAGUGUGUCAGGUGGCUUAGAUGUUAGAAAGAUUCUCAAAGGGGUUGUAGAAAGUGAUUCUGAUCAGUUAGAGAUUCUGAAAAAUGAAAUUGAAAAUAAAUUUGGAGGAAAACUUUUUCUUGUUGUAUUAGAUGACGUGUGGGAUGGUGAGGAUGGUCUAAAUGAUAAAAAAUGGGAUAGAUUGAUGGGGUUGUUACGAUUUAAUAAGAUAAUGGUAACUACACGUUCUCAUGUAAUUGCAAAACUCACAAGCACAAUAGCACCGCAUGUUUUAGAAGGUCUAUCAGUAGAUGAGUCAUGGGAUCUUUUUAGAAGAAUGGCAUUUUGUCAAGGUCAGGAGUCGGAGCAUGUAGAUGAAAAAAUUAAAGAAGAGAUCGUGGGUAGGUGUUAUGGAGUUCCUUUGGUCAUAAAGGCAAUCGCGAGGUUAUUGUCUUUGAAAGAUAGAGCCCAGUGGUUGUCCUUUAUAUUAAAUGAACUUCCAUAUAGAAUUAGUGAUGAUAACAUCAUGCAGACCCUUGAGUUAAGCUAUGGUGCUCUUCCAUCGUACAUGAAGCAUUGUUUUGCCUACUGUAGCUUGUUUUCAAAAAACCAUGAGGUAGAUGUGAGAUCAUUGAUUCAACUUUGGAUUGCACAAGGGUUCAUUAGCUCUUCAAAUUCAGGUGAUAGGUGUCUUGAAACUGCUGGUCUUAGGUGCUUCGAGGAUUUAUUUAGGAGGUCAUUCUUUCGUGAAGUGAAAAGGGAUGAUUUGGGUAACAUAAUAAGUUGCAAAAUGAAUAGUGGUAUGUAUGAUGUUGCAGCUAAAGUUGGUGCUUUUGAAAGCACUAAAGUGGAUGGUGGAAGAAAUAGGAUUAGUGAUUCGACUCGGCACGUGUCACUUGACGAGGAUUUGAAUUUUCCACCAUAUAUUCAAAUUCCGUUGCCUAGUGCAAAACGUCUAAGAACACUUAUAUUGCAAAGUGUCAAAUGGGAUGAGGGAACAUGGGAGUCAAUUUGUCGAGAUUUUAGGCGUUUACGAGUGCUUGUUUUGCCUAAUUUAACAAUUAGGAAAGUGUCGCCUCUCAUUGAAAAGCUCAAGCACCUUAGAUAUCUUGAUCUUUCAAAUAAUCACAUGGAGGCACUUCCUUAUUGUAUCACCAAUCUGGUAAAUUUGCAAGUGCUCAAGCUCAUUGGAUGUAGGAACCUUAAAAAACUACCGAGAGAUGUCAAUAAGCUUGUUAAUCUGAGGCAUCUUGAUCUUGGUUUAUGUCGAAGUUUGGAGUAUAUGCCUCUUGGGAUUGGGAAAUUAACUUCUCUACAAACUUUGUCAUAUUUUAUGGUUGCAAAAAAUAGUAGUUUUAUAUCCAAGAAGAUUAGUGGAUUGGAUGAGUUGAGUGGGUUAAAUGAUUUGAGAGGGAGUCUACACAUAAGAGUUAAGGGAUACGAGAGGAUUUAUAUAUCAGAAUUUGAAGGAGCUAAAUUGAUAGAUAAACAAUAUCUUCAGUUGUUGACCAUAGAGUGGGAUGUUGGUAUUGAUUCAGAUAUUGAUUUGUGUGAUAAAAUGUUGCUUAGCCUCCAGCCAAACUUGAAUCUUAAAGAGUUGAGAUUGAUAGAGCAUGGAGGUAUGAGGUUUCCAAGUUGGCUUUCACAUCUCUCAAAUCUUGUAAGGAUUCGUCUAGAAGAGUGUAGAAGACUUGAGCAUAUCCCUCCCUUAGAUGGAAUCCCUUCUCUUGAGGUAUUGUUGAUUGAAGAUAUGAAAAGUUUGGAGUACAUAGAUAGUGAGGGGGUUGGAGGAAAAGGAGUGCCAAUGUUUUUCCCAUCUUUAAAGAAACUUGAGAUCAAGAGUUGUGGUAGGCUGAAGGGAUGGUGGAAGAAGAGCAAAGAUGAGAUGAAUGAUGAUAGUGAUGAGUCAACAAUAGAAGAAGAGUUGAUAAUGCUUUAUUUUCCACGUCUUUCUUCCUUGAGCAUUUAUAAGUGUCCAAAUCUGACUUCAAUGCCGUUGUUUCCAACUCUUGAUGAAAGUCUUUAUUUGAAGGAAACUAGUUCAAUGCCGUUACAACAGACAAUGAAGAUGAAAUCACCAGUCUCUUCUUCUUCUUCUUCUUCUUCUUCUUUUAUCCAUCCUCUCUCCAAAUUGAAGAAUCUCGAUAUUGGUUCAGUUGGGGAUAUGGAAUCUCUUCCAGAAGUAGGGCUGCAAAAUCUCUCUUCUCUUCAACAGCUAUGGAUUAGUGGAUGCGGAAGAUUGAAGUCUCUGCCACUGCCUGAUCAGGGGAUACAUUCUCUUCAGAAAUUAGAUAUCAGUAACUGCCUGGAAUUAAAGUGUCUAUCUCAAUCUGAAUCCCAAACGAUGAUACCCUACCUUCCCUCUUUGCAAGAAUUAAGAGUCAAUGAUUGCACUGAAGAGCUGAGUGGAAGAAUAACAAUAUGGGGGGGAAAGGAGAUCGUGGAGGAGUGGCCUCACAUUAAACACAUUCCACAUAUUGUAAUUGAUGGCUAUGACAUUCAACAGUGAGAUGUGACAUUUAAGAUAUUACGAUCACAGUAUUUUCAGCGUGCAUAUUUAAAGGUA
This is a messenger RNA of Populus nigra (black poplar), 3377 nucleotides long. RefSeq names its product putative disease resistance protein RGA3. Lineage: Eukaryota; Viridiplantae; Streptophyta; Magnoliopsida; Malpighiales; Salicaceae. The transcript has a single exon. Gene Ontology annotation, molecular function: ADP binding. Gene Ontology annotation, biological process: defense response to other organism. Bases 159 to 3320 code for a protein of 1053 amino acids. The record is from RefSeq and is a predicted model, not a curated record.